AUGGGUUGCAUGCUCAGGAGUGAUCCUAUGACCCUAUGUGGCAUGUAUCUCCAGCCAGAAGUAGCGUUUGACGUUCUCUCUCAGCUUGGAGAGUUGGGCUGCGUGCAAUUCAUAGACAUGUAUCCAGAUCUUCAACUGUUUCAACGGAACUAUGUCUUAGAGGUGUGCCGUUAUUCGGAGAUGGAACGGAGGCUUCAAGUUAUAGCGAACGAAAUGAGGCUCAACAAUAUACCUAUGGCAGAAGAACAAAAUGUAGAGGCUACUGCCCAACCAUUAAAUGAAAUGGUGCAGUUUGAGAAUAUGCUAGAAAGAUGGGAACAAGACAUACAAGACAUGACGGCAAACGAAGUAUCAUUAUUGAAAAGUUAUUUUGAGUUGACCGAGUUUCAUUAUGUUUUGACAUACAUUGGACCAUUAUUAGGAGACUCUGAAAUAAGAAAGGAAACUUUAUUGAGUAGUCGGAAGAGAGACCAACAGCAACAACAGACAGCUGCUGCAGCUGGUGACGUGGUGGGAGGUCGUCUGAUCGUUAUAACUGGAGUUGUCCGAAGAACCAAAUGCUUUGCCUUCGAAAUGAUGCUGUGGAGGGUCUCGCACGGCAUCGUCUACUAUAAACAGGCUUCUGAUGACAAGAUCCUUAUCGAUCCACAAACUCGUCAAGAAAUCAGGAAGGUCGCGUUUCUAGCAAUAUGUCAAGGUGAAGCGCUAGCAGUGCGCGUAGAAAAGAUUUGUACUGGUUUUCAAGUUAAUACCUUCCCAUGUCCAAAUACUCAACAGGAGAGAAUGGAUUUGAUGGAAAAACUGCAAAUAAGGAUAAGUGAUUUGGAUGAGGUUUUAAAUAAAACAAAAUACCUUCGAUGCAAGACUUUGCGCACUGUGAGUAGGAGCUUUCGGCUUUGGUUGGCACAAGUAAAAAAAUCGAAGGCUAUCUAUCAUACGAUGAAUAUGAUGCGCAAGGAAAAAUGUUUGAUCGGCGAGUGCUGGAUACCGACCUGCGACGUGGAAAGAGUCAAUGAUAUUUUGACGAAAUGUUCUGAUGAUUCACAGUCGAACGUGCCCUCAUUUACUUCCAAGAUUGAAACCAAACAAAUGCCUCCUACCUUUCAUCGUACCAAUAAGUUUACCAGAGGAUUUCAGAAUCUUAUCAAUGCUUAUGGUGAUUCUACAUAUAGAGAACUAAAUCCAGGUCUCUAUACUCUAGUCACGUUCCCAUUUCUCUUCGCAAUAAUGUUCGGGGAUCUAGGACAUGGUGUUAUUCUGGCGGGUUUCGGCGUAUGGAUGUGGAGAAACGAAAAGACUUUUGACAAGUCGAAUUCCACUAAUGAAAUCUGGAACAUAUUUUAUGGCGGUCGUUACGUGGUACUCUUGAUGGGAUUGUUCAGCAUUUUUACUGGAUUUUGUUACAACGACAUCUUUUCAAAGGCUUUCUUGCUUAGUAAUUCUUACUGGGUGAAUCUGAAGAAUGUGGAUGAAUUGUCUAGAGAUGAGUAUAUAGAUUUAGACCCAUCUCUAGAGACUCGAGAACCAUAUAUAUAUGGAAAAGAUCCGAUAUGGGCAUUGGCGAAAAAUAAAAUCAUGUUCGAAAAUUCGUUCAAAAUGAAAUCUUCGAUCAUUAUUGGAAUCAUACACAUGAUGUUCGGUAUUGUUCUCAGCUUUUUUAAUUAUCGAUAUUUCAAACGUACAUAUUCGAUAUUUCUCCAGUUUUUUCCGGAGUUAAUGUUCCUAACGCUACUCUUCUUCUGGCUAGUAGUUAUGAUUUACAUGAAAUGGUUCUUGUAUGGUCCCAAAGAACCGGAUCAAGAAAGGAAUACAGCCUGCGCUCCUCAGAUUCUGUUAUUGUUUAUUGACAUGGUGCUCAUGUCUGAAACUAAACCAGCUAAUGAAGGAUGCAAGGAGGGCUAUAUAUUUCCUAGUCAGAGAACAUUUCAAAUGAGUUUGGUGGCUGCUGCUCUAUUAUGCGUGCCGAUUUUACUUUUAGGAACUCCAGUAUAUAAGAUAAUCACCAAUAAAAAGAAGAGAGUUGUUGCUGUGGCUGCACUAUUGGCUUACAAAAGGGACUUAAAUCCAGAUCCCAAAAUUCUGGCAGCGAUGGAAGCGGAGGUAGAGAAAUGCUCUGAGUCAGUUGGUGAGCUGAUGAUUCACCAAGGAGUGCACACCAUCGAGUUCGUGCUCAGCACUAUAUCUCACACAGCUUCUUAUCUUCGACUCUGGGCGCUAUCCCUAGCCCAUGCGCAACUUUCCGAAAUGCUGUGGAAUAUGGUCUUAGCAAAAAUGGCACUGCAUGAACGCACUCCUAUGGGUGCAAUAAAAAUUGUCAUUGUAUUUUCAUUAUGGGCUGCUUUCACUCUAUCAAUUCUCGUAGUAAUGGAAGGAUUAUCCGCUUUUCUGCAUUGCCUCCGAUUGCACUGGGUGGAGUUCAUGAGUAAAUUUUAUGCUGGUGGUGGGUGGCCAUUCCGGCCCUAUUCAUUCGAGGUUAUUCUGUUGUCUGAGGCAGACAAGACAGAGGCUGGUUGCAAGAAGGCUACAGGACUGUUCCAGCAGCAGUAA
Molecule: messenger RNA, 2547 nt
Organism: Spodoptera littoralis (African cotton leafworm)
Lineage: Eukaryota; Metazoa; Arthropoda; Insecta; Lepidoptera; Noctuidae
Source: the annotation of a GenBank genome assembly